Silurus meridionalis is the source of this 3269-nucleotide messenger RNA. It is a transcript of the gene cdc42se2, whose product is annotated as CDC42 small effector 2. Bases 451 to 708 code for a protein of 85 amino acids. The transcript has 5 exons. Lineage: Eukaryota; Metazoa; Chordata; Actinopteri; Siluriformes; Siluridae. The record is from RefSeq and is a predicted model, not a curated record. Gene Ontology annotation, biological process: regulation of Rho protein signal transduction. Gene Ontology annotation, cellular component: plasma membrane. Gene Ontology annotation, molecular function: small GTPase binding.
UGCAGUCAUUUAUUGCUGAGCUUGGUCCUGACCAGACGCGCUUUUGUCUCUGGUUCGUGCGCGCUCCCGACCUCCGCGUCUCCGCGUCCUCGUGCUGCCGGUAUUUGGCUUGUCUCCGGCAGGGUGUGUAGUGCAGGUGAAAUCCUAGCGCCUGUGUGUAAAGGACAGAGGACAACCAGAAGACAGCUUUGUGCGAAUCGGCCUGAGGGAUUACCAAUUGAAGAACACCAAAGAGAUCCUCUCCCUGUGGGUGUGUGUAUUUGUUUCUUUCAAGAUUUGUAUGGUCAGACAGAAACCAUCUACCUCCAGCACCUCCAACAAAGAAACAUCAUCAGUAUCUACUGUGCCAGGCCUGCUGAGUCCGGUGUUCUUUUUUCCCCCGACGCUUCCCUCGGACCUCUUGACACCCUCUGCAAACGCUGGCACGAGAGCACUUUAGGACUGCUAAUCAUGAGUGAAUUCUGGUUGUGCUUCAACUGCUGUAUUGCUGAGCAGCCACAGCCGAAGCGACGGAGGCGCAUUGACAGGAGUAUGAUCGGUGAGCCUACAAACUUUGUCCACACAGCCCACGUGGGAUCUGGAGAUCUGUUCAGCGGCAUGGACUCUGUGAACUCAAUUCAGAACCAAAUGCAGUCAAAGGGGGGAUACGGGGGUGAGACGAUGCCCAUCAAUGUGCAAAUGCAACUGGUAGACACAAAGGCAGGAUAAUCUCUUACUUGAGAAGGCUUCCACUGCAUCAGUGAAACCCAUUCCGACACUUUCCAUAGCCUCUUAGAAACCCUCUGUUCUCGCCAAGCAAACUCACGGACCAUCAUGCACUUCAUGGGAAUGAGGACGCCCUGUUCAUGGCUGUCAGUAUCCUCACCACCCUCAUAAUGGACGCUUGCAUGCCUUGUCAUCGACCGUCUAGCAGUGCAUGGUGUAACCUGGCCUAUUUGUUUGUGGUUUGAACAGCUCAUUUUCUCAGCACUCAUACAUGAAGGUCUGGAACCUCCAAGUACAAACUUUUUGUAGUUUUUUUUAUUUUAUUUCCUUGUUUCCUUCACGGACUUCAUUCAGUAUAAAAAUCUGGCGUGCAACACGCCAGCAACGCUCACGUAAAUUGUUGCUAGCUCUGGCCGUGAAAUGCCAAAAUGCUCGUUUCGAUGGGAUAAUGACUCACCUCUGAACAGAAGUACCUUUUUUUUUUGACUGAGACUCAAAUGAAUGCUGUUUUUGUAAGAAGUGAUUGUUCUUUUGCUGUUUACGUCGCUGUCUCGGAUCACGUUUCUUGUAUAUAUAAUUUUCGUUGUAGUAAAAUAUUAUUAGAUCGACAUGACUGAUGCUGAAAUGCAAAACUGACAAUUCUCUCACCACACUGAUGUAAAAGUUUGUGUCAUCCAGUUUAUAUGAAGAUGCUCAAGCUGUAGUUGUUUAAUGUACAGUCAAUGUGGAAGAGCGACAGUGUCCUCAGUGUCCCAAUGCUUUAAACUGGUAUGGCAAUGUAUAUAUAUAUAUAUAUAUAUAUAUAUAUAUAUAUAUAUAUAUGCAUACACAAGGUGGUAUCAAAAACCUUCGAGACGAGCUUUGUUCACAAGUAAGUACUUUAUCUACAUUUACACACUAUCACCUUCAAAACAGUCCCCUUACACAGCAAUACAGAGCUCCCAGAGUUCCUCCCACUUCUGGAAUGUAUCCUGGAAGUCAUUCAAUCGUCUCAAGCACCUUCUGCGAUUCGUGCUGGAUCUCCGCACUGGUGUCGAACUUUGAGAUGGGAAGAGGGCGAAGUCUGCAGGAGCCAAAUCUGGUAAACAGGGUGUUGUUUUUCCGGCGAGAAACUCACGUGUGAGGAGGAGAUCGGUGACAUGGUGUGAUGUGGUCGGAACUGCAGACGUGUUAAUGCAGUUGGUCAGAAUAGCACCAGUUGCACAGUUCCUGAUGGACAGGACGAUGUCUUUUCACACACUGACUUCGGUGCUCCCUGUGAUUGUGUGUGCAGGCCAUCUGUUAGUGUGUUACAAAACGAGUCUUUAAACUUGAACUUUUUGAUACCACCGUAUCAUAUAUAUAUAUAUAUAUAUAUAUAUAUAUAUAUAUAUAUAUAUAUAUAUAUAUAUAUAAUGUAUGAUUGUGGAAGAUUUUGAAAUGAAAGCGAAUUUGCUCUCUCUGUUUUAUUUGCAGUCUAAUGGGAAAUAUAAUAUCUGCUCAGAAAAUGGUGUUAAUACUUUCAACCAUUCCUUUCAAUUGGGUUGAGAGACUAAUGUUUGGAAAUGUCUAUAAAAGUACAUACGUUGUUUUAAAUUGCACUAAUUUUUUCCAAAUGCAUAAAGAACAACCAAAAUUCAGAGAAAUGAUGAAAAUGGGAAAAUGCAGCUUAUCGUAAUACAGUCAAUGACUUCUAGCAGUCAUAUUGCUCAGGAUCCUCAUAUUAACCCGUAUAUUGAAAUUGAUCAAAUUUAGAAUAAAAGAUAACACAAUAUUUAUGAAUUUGUAAAUCAGAAUCUCAGUCUGGAGUGAUGUACUGGAUUUCAGCACCAGGCCCAUGAUAGAUCAAUGAUGGCUAUGGUAAAUGAUAAGGUGGCCAUGCAGAAUAAGGUGUGAACUCACAUAUGGAAUGUCCAGUUGUUGUUUUCUCAAAGUGCUUUCCUGUUUGUGUGUAUAUACUGUGUCUUUUGUGUGUCACUACCUGAACUAUGCUAAUUUAUUUUUCCUAAUUCCUAAAAAUUUUUGUGUGAACAAAUCAACCAUCAUCACCAAAACCCCGCCUAGCAUUUUAACGUCAUGCCUUAUAAAUAUAUUUUAUUAUUGUGUUGUCAAAAUGAUGAAUUUUUGCCAGAAUUUGUUUAAAGUUUGACAGAGUGAAAAAGUUUCCCCGGUGCUCUAAAAAAAAAAAAGGUUACAGAAUUAACGGACACAUGAGAUUUAUCCGAAUCAGGAGAAAAUGUUGCUGGAUGUGAACGAUGAUGAGAUAAGAUCUUGUGUGAAUCCAUGAACCAGUAGAAAAAACAUGGCGCUUUGGUCUCUGGUUGGCAAAAACCCACAAAGUUUUACUUUUUACUAAAAGUUUCUUGUUGUAACUGUUGGCUACAGUGGUGUUCCUGGCAUGCAUUAGAACUGCAUUGUCCCUCAGCCUUUAUUCAACACAGAUGGAUUUCAUCAUCAGGGAUUUCUAAAAGCUAUUCAGAUGCCAGAGCACAUUUUUAUACAUUUAACGCUUGUUAUGUCACAUUCAAUGUCGGCUUGUACAUUACCGAAUGUGUUCACUUGAAAUAAAUUUUUUUUCCAUGUUA